Messenger RNA from Talaromyces marneffei, 5322 nucleotides. RefSeq lists its product as uncharacterized. Gene Ontology annotation, cellular component: nucleus; cytoplasm. Lineage: Eukaryota; Fungi; Ascomycota; Eurotiomycetes; Eurotiales; Trichocomaceae. The coding region runs from base 1 to 5322 and encodes 1773 amino acids. Gene Ontology annotation, biological process: protein import into nucleus. Gene Ontology annotation, molecular function: small GTPase binding; nuclear import signal receptor activity. The record is from RefSeq and is a predicted model, not a curated record. The transcript has 11 exons.
AUGUCUGCCACCGGCACGUUUCGAGGCACGCCGAACAAAACCAUUGGCCGAGGCAAAAUGCCUGACUUCGACUACAACAGUCCGUCUGGUUCUCAUAUCCCUCGACCCAAGCCCGAUUCGGCAUUAGGUCAAAGUGAUGCAGGAAGCGCUGCUACUGCUGCUAGCAGGCAGAGACAGAAUCAGUCAAAGCGGGAUGAGGCAAUUCGCAGGAAAAUGGAAGCCGACCUCAACAAAAAGCGUCACCAUGUGCAACGCCCUCGCCAUAAUCGCAAAGCUCCCCCAGGAACCGUAUUGGCCUUGAAGCCCAGUCAGGCACUACAGAUCAAGCCCAACACCACUGUGGCCGAGGCCGCACAGUUGAUGGCCGCCAAACGAGAAGAUUGUGUCUUGGUUACUGACGACGAUGAACGCAUUGCCGGUAUCUUCACCGCCAAGGAUCUUGCUUUCCGUGUUGUUGGAGCUGGCUUGAAGGCCAGGGAGGUGACUAUUGCUGAGAUCAUGACCAAGAAUCCUCUGUGCGCUCGCACGGAUACCAGUGCCACCGAUGCCCUUGAUCUGAUGGUCCGUAAGGGCUUCCGUCAUCUUCCUGUUAUGGAUGAGAACCAAGAUAUCUCCGGUAUUCUCGAUAUUACCAAGUGUUUCUACGACGCCAUGGAGAAGUUAGAGCGUGCCUACAGCUCGUCUCGGAAGCUCUACGAUGCAUUGGAGGGCGUGCAAUCAGAACUUGGAUCAAGUCAGCCUCAGCAAAUCAUCCAGUACGUUGAAGCUCUGCGUCAAAAAAUGUCCGGUCCUACCCUCGAAUCGGUUUUGGAUGGUAUGCCACCGACCACCGUGUCGGUCCGAACCUCAGUCAAGGAGGCUGCUGCUUUGAUGAAGGAGCACCACACAACUGCCCUUCUUGUUCAAGACCAGGGCUCCAUUACUGGUAUCUUUACUAGCAAGGAUGUGGUUUUGCGUGUCAUCGCUCCUGGCCUCGACCCUGCCACUUGCAGUGUGGUCCGCGUGAUGACUCCUCACCCUGACUUUGCGCCCACUGAUAUGAGCAUCCAGGCUGCUCUGCGCAAGAUGCACGACGGACAUUACCUGAACCUGCCAGUUAUGAACGAGGCUGGUGAAAUUGUCGGCAUGGUCGAUGUUCUUAAAUUGACAUAUGCCACACUCGAGCAGAUUAACUCCAUGAAUACUGGUGAUGAUGAGGGCCCUGCCUGGAACAAGUUCUGGUUGUCCAUGGACCAUGAAUCCGACUCUAUGGUCUCUGGCGGUGGCAGUCAUCGCCCACACACUCCUCAUCGGUCUGUACUCAGCCCGGAACCAUCCAAGGCUGGAUUUGAUCGCGGCGACAGCGUCCUCCCCAACGACUCAGCUUCUCAUCACGGCGACGACAUGCAUUCGGAACUUCUAGAACAACAUGAUGACGAUGCAAACACGCCAUUCGCAUUCAAAUUCAAGGCGCCUAGCGGCCGCGUGCACCGUGUGAAUGUUGUCAUUUCAGAGGGCCUCUCUGCCCUUGUUGCUAGUGUCGUUGCUAAACUAGGCCAAGAAGCUGAAGCUGUUGGUGGUGAGCCAUCAGUGGAAGAUGGAAAGCUCAGCAGCACCGGAUUUGCUUUGAGCUAUCUCGACAACGAAGGAGACACCGUUUCCAUCACUACUGAUCAGGACCUUUCAGACGCUGUUCACCAGGCGCGAAAACUCCACCAUGAGAAGGUUGAUCUGUUCGUCCAUGAUCCUUCUCAGCCCCCCAUUCCUGCCACCUCGGAACCUCUACCGGCUCCUUCGAAACCCCCUUCCCCUCCUGAGUCCGUUCUCAAAGAGCGUGCUCCCAGACACAUCGAGGAGGACGAGGAAGAGGAGGAGGACUUCAGCCGAUCGACUAGAACGACCAAGCAUGCCGUCCCACAACAACGUCUUCCAGAGGAGCAACUCAUUGCCGGGGUCCCCAACGAUCUCUUGUUGCCUGGCGCUAUUGUCACUCUUGCCGCAGUGAUUGCCGGUGUCUUUAUUCUCAGCCGACCAAGUGGGUCAAAAACUUUCAGAAUGUCCUUACUCGCGCCUGAAAUCCACUCCGCCCUUUCGCAGCUUCUGCGGGCUUUGACCACCCCCGACAAUACUAUUCGAACGCAGGCAGAAGACCAGCUCAACAAUGAUUGGGUUCAGAACCGUCCAGAUGUCCUUUUGAUGGGCCUGGCGGAACAGCUUCAGGGAGCAGAAGAUGCGGCUACACGAUCGUUCGCCGCGGUGCUCUUUCGACGAAUAGCCACCAAAAACACCAAAGAUCCGCGUAGUGGCGACACCAACGAGUGUUUCUGGAAUUUGAAUCCCGAGCAACGCGUUGCGAUUCGUGAAAAGCUUGUUGGCUGUCUGAGCAGCGAGACGCUCGCCGAUGUGAGGAAUAAGAUCGGUGAUGCUAUUGCUGAGAUCGCCCGUCAAUACACAGAUAAUGGCGAUUCGUGGCCGGAGCUUCUUGGGGUAUUGUUCCAGGCUAGCCAGUCUACUGAAGCAGGCUUACGCGAAGCUGCAUUCCGAAUUUUUACUACGACUCCAAGUAUUAUUGAGAAACAACACCAAGAAGCAGUCUUGAGUGUUUUCAGCAGGGGGUUCAAAGAUGACCACGUUUCAGUGCGACUUGCUGCAAUGGAAGCUUUCUCUGCCCUCUUCCGUUCUAUUCCGAAGAAACAACAUGCAGGUUUCUUCAGCCUUGCUCCGGAUCUGUUAAAUAUUCUUCCUCCGCUCAAAGAAUCAGAGGAAGACGAGGAACUUUCAAAGGCAUUCAUCUCCCUUGUCGAAUUGGCCGAAUACUCUCCCAAGAUGUUCAAGAACCUUUUCAACAACCUCGUGAAAUUCAGCGUAAGCGUUAUCGCGGAGAAGGACCUUAGCGACCAGGUCAGACAGAAUGCCCUGGAGCUUCUUGCGACGUUCGCCGAAUACUCCCCGAACAUGUGCAAAAAGGACCCAACCUAUGCUACAGAGAUGGUCACCCAAUGUCUCAGUCUGAUGACAGACGUUGGUGCUGAUGAUGACGAUGCGCAAGAGUGGGGUGCUACGGAAGAUCUCGAGCUCGAGGAAAGUGACUUGAACCAUGUCGCUGGUGAACAGACGAUGGACCGAUUGGCAAACAAGCUCGGUGGUGAUAUUAUCCUUCCUGCUACUUUUGCAUGGAUCCCACGCAUGAUGUCGUCUUCCGCUUGGAGGGAUCGACAUGCUGCCCUUAUGGCCAUCUCUGCUAUCUCUGAGGGCUGCCGUGACCUGAUGAUUAGCGAAUUGGACCAUGUUCUCGCCCUUGUUGUUCCUGCUCUUCAAGACCCUCACCCACGUGUCAGGUAUGCAGGAUGCAACGCUCUUGGUCAGAUGAGUACCGAUUUCGCCGGUAUUAUGCAGGAAAAAUACCAUGCUGUGGUAUUGAACAACAUUAUCCCUGUGCUCGACUCUACCGAACCACGUGUUCAGGCUCAUGCCGCAGCUGCCUUGGUUAACUUUUGCGAAGAGGCCGAGAAGAGUAUUCUUGAGCCUUAUCUCGGAGACCUACUUCAACACCUGCUUCAGCUUUUGCGCACCGACAAGCGAUUCGUUCAGGAACAAGCUCUCUCCACCAUUGCUACUAUCGCAGACUCGGCAGAGGCGGCGUUCACUCAGUACUAUGAAACACUCAUGCCGUUGCUUUUCAAGGUACUUCAGGAGGAGCAGUCCAAGGAGUACCGCCUGCUACGUGCCAAGGCUAUGGAGUGUGCUACUCUGAUUGCUUUGGCUGUCGGAAAGGAGAAAAUGGGACAGGAUGCCAUCAACUUGGUGAACCUUCUCGGAGCAAUUCAACAGAACAUUACGGACUCCGACGAUCCCCAAUCUCAGUAUUUGCUUCACUGCUGGGGCCGUAUGUGCCGUGUUCUUGGCCAAGAUUUCGUGCCUUUCCAGGGCGCUGUUGUUCCACCUCUUCUUACUCUUGCUGCCGCCAAGGCCGAUAUCCAAUUGUUGGAAGAUGACGAACAGGCCGAAAUGGUUGAACAAGAUGAAGGAUGGGAGCUUAUUCCAUUGAAGGGAAAACUCAUUGGCAUCAGGACAAGUCUUCUCGAAGACAAGAAUACCGCCAUUGAGCUUCUCGCCGUCUAUGCUCAGGUGUUGGAAGGUUCAUUUGAGCCCUACGUUGCCGAGUGCUUAGAGAAGGUUGCUGUUCCCGGUCUGGCAUUCUUCUUCCACGACCCUGUUCGUGUUUCUUCUGCCAAGUUGAUUCCCCACCUACUCAACGCAUACAAGAAGGCACAUGGAAUCCAAUCACCUGGAUUCGCUGGGCUCUGGAGUAACGUGGCAGGAAAGAUUAUUGAAGUUCUAAGUGCUGAGCCCGCCAUUGAUACCCUUGCUGAGAUGUUCCAAUGCUUUUACGAAUCCGUUGAGGUGGUUGGAAAGAACAGUUUGACCCAGGAGCACAUGCAAGCAUUCAUUGAAUCUGUUCAAUCGUCCUUGGAAGAUUAUCAAACUCGAGUCAAGGAGCGUGCCCAGGAGGAGGCCGAGGCCGAGGACAAUGACGAGGAGAACAUGUCGAUCGCCUAUGCUAUUGAAGACGACCAGGCUCUUCUCAGCGACAUGAACAAGGCUUUCCAUGCCGUAUUCAAGAACCAGGGAUCGACUUUCUUGCCAACGUGGCAGCGCUUGAUGCCUAUUUACGAUGCUUUUAUUAACAGCACCGAUCCCACACAGCGACAAUGGGCAACGUGCAUUAUGGACGACGUAAUUGAAUUCUGCGGCCCGGAUUCCUGGGCUUUCCAGGAUCACAUUUUACAGCCUCUUAUUCGCGGAUUACAAGACUCCAACGGUCCCAACAGGCAAGCUGCUUCAUAUGGUGUCGGUAUUGCCGCUCAAAAGGGAGGACCAGUUUACGCCGAGUUUGUGGCAGCUGCUAUCCCCAGUCUUUUCCAGGUUACGCAGCAUCCUCAUGCAAGGACGGAAGAGCAUGUAUUUGCAACCGAGAACGCUUCCGCCAGUAUUGCCAAGAUUCUUCGAUUCAAUAACGAAAAGGUUCAGAAUGCACAGGAAGUCGUGGCAAACUGGCUGACCACUUUGCCAAUCACGAACGACGAGGAGGCCGCUCCAUAUGCCUACACUUUCCUCGCUGAGCUGAUUGACCAACAAAACCCUGCCGUACUCUCCAAUGCCGACAAGGUAUUCGGAUAUAUAGUACAAGCCCUCGAUAACGAGACUCUUCAAGGCCAGACAGCCAAGCGAGUCGCGGACGCUGCGAAACAAUUAGUACAAGCAACAGGCAUAAACGCAGAGGCGAUUCUGGCGGGUGUCAAUCCGGAUAAUCAGGAAGCUGUGAGGAAAUAUUUCCAGUAA